AUGGCACUUCCCAAAAUUCUAUUAACGCGAACGUUACCACCGGAGUCACAGCAACUUAUUGAAAAUGCACGGGAUAUCGAGCUUCUUCAUUGGAAGGGUGGUAUUAUACCUCGAGACCAGUUGUUGAAAUUAGUACCAGGUGUUAGUGGAAUUCUUUGUAUGUUGACUGAAAAAAUUGAUUCAGAGCUACUAGAUGUAGCCGGUCCAAAUUUGAAAGUUGUAUCGACAUUUUCAGUGGGAUAUGACCAUGUCGAUUUAAGUGAACUCCGUAAGCGCAAAAUACAUUUGGGAUAUACUCCCGAUGUGCUUACAGAUGCAACUGCAGGUACUCAAUUAACUGGUAAGACCGUUGGAAUUGUUGGCCUUGGUCGAAUCGGUGCAGCUACUGCGCAUCGUCUUAAACCUUUUUUGGGUGCAAAUGGAAAAAUAAUCUACUCUGGAAAUUCUGAUAAGCCGAUGGCCAUAGAGCUCGGUGCAACUAGAGUUAAAUUUGACUCGUUAAUUAGAGAGGCGGAUAUUAUUUGUAUAUGUUGUGCUUUGAAUGAACAAACAAGGGAGAUAUUCAAUUAUGGUGUCUUCAAAGUAAUGAAAAAAAAUGUG
Messenger RNA from Racocetra fulgida, 600 nucleotides. The record is from the annotation of a GenBank genome assembly. Lineage: Eukaryota; Fungi; Glomeromycota; Glomeromycetes; Diversisporales; Gigasporaceae.